This is a messenger RNA of Scheffersomyces coipomensis, 669 nucleotides long. RefSeq lists its product as uncharacterized. The transcript has a single exon. The record is from RefSeq and is a predicted model, not a curated record. Bases 1 to 669 code for a protein of 222 amino acids. NCBI's taxonomy places the organism in Eukaryota, Fungi, Ascomycota, Pichiomycetes, Serinales, Debaryomycetaceae. Gene Ontology annotation, cellular component: outer membrane.
AUGUCUGCUAACGAAUUCUAUAACUCAGCCCAACAAGGCCAAUAUAACCCUCAACAAGGCCAAGGUCAACAAAGACAAGGCCAACAACAACAAGGUCAACAACUUGCAGGUGAAAGUGGCGAAAAAGGUUUAUUAUCAACUGUUAUCGGUGGAGCUGCUGGUGGGUUUGCUGGCAAUAAAAUUGGUGGUCAACAACAUUCAACUUUAGGAUCUGUUCUUGGAGUUGUGGCUGGGGCCAUUGGUGGUAAUAAAGUUGAAAAUUUUAUUGAAUCUGAAUUCAGUCAUAGUGGCCAACAACAAGGUUAUAAUAAUAAUAACAGUGGCUAUGGUAACAACAAUUAUAGUAAUAAUAACAAUUACGGUAAUAAUAAUAGUGGUUAUGAUAGACCUCAAUAUGAUAGACCUCCACAAGGGGGUAAUUUCGGUGGAAAUGGUGGUAAUUAUCAAGGAGGAAACUUUGGAGGUAAUUUCGGUGGAGAAGGUAGACGUCAUGAAGAUGGAUUUGGUGGUCAAGGUAGACAACAAGAAGGAUUUGGAGGUCUUGAUUAUGGUAGACAAGAAGGUCGUCAUCAUGAAGGUGGCCAUCAUGAAGGAGGUCGUCACGAAGGCGGUCAUCAUGAAGGUGGACGUCACGAAGGAGGACGUAAUGAAGGUGGCAAUAGAUGGUAA